This is a messenger RNA of Cataglyphis hispanica, 1814 nucleotides long. RefSeq lists its product as uncharacterized. Bases 470 to 961 code for a protein of 163 amino acids. The transcript has 3 exons. Lineage: Eukaryota; Metazoa; Arthropoda; Insecta; Hymenoptera; Formicidae. Gene Ontology annotation, biological process: positive regulation of voltage-gated potassium channel activity; regulation of synaptic transmission, cholinergic; sleep. The record is from RefSeq and is a predicted model, not a curated record.
CGCCCAGGGUAUGCGUCUCAGGAUCUCAGGGUGCCGAACAGAAGGAUAGAAGGACGGAGGGGAGAAGCGAGGGAGAGACGCGCGGCGCGUGCACCAUCGACGAAUGCCGCGACGGCGGGCGCAUCGCAGAGGGGGUGAAUCUGCCGCAUAACGCGUGGAUAUAGAGUGUGCCGAGAGGGAAAGCUCGUCCGAGGGUGACACGGUCGGGUAUCGCGCCGUCAGUUGCUAUGCGUCCGGGUAAAGUGGCGAACGCAGCGCGCGCGAGUCCGAGAACGAAUCACCGUCCCUAAAAAAAGUCUCGCGCUCUCAUCCGCGAGCCAGACACGUGCCAUACGCGCUCACUCACUGCCCAAAUCCUUUUUCCUGGCGACGACGACUCGAGCAUUCUCUCCCAAACGACGUGCUCGCCUAAUUUCCAUGCAACGGACGCGAAUCCGUCGCGAUUAGAGCACAUGCCCCGGCGAUCACGAUGACCAUGAUCGCGAAUCCAGCCGCGCCGAUCAUCGGCCUCGUCCUCGUCCUGGCGGCCACUUUUCAUCGCGGUGAAGCGAUAAUAUGUUAUCAAUGCAACAGCGAGUACGAUCCAAGAUGCGGCAAUCCAUUCGAUUCGUACAGUCUGGGAACUGUGAAUUGCAGCUUUCAGCCUCGUUUGGAACACCUCAGCCAUUUAGAACCUACUAUUUGCCGAAAACUCAGUCAAAGAAUAUAUGGCAAGGUGAGGGUUGUCCGAAGCUGCGGCUACCUCACGGAUGAAAAGGACAAUGGCGAGUGCCUUAUGAGGUCCGGCACCCACGACGUGCGCGUGCAAUAUUGCUCGUGCACGACUGAUCUGUGCAACUCCGUCGAGAGUCUCCGCACGCCGUCCUUACUGCCAUUGGCGUCCCUCCUGAUUGCCGUUCUGGCGAUACCGAGUCUGCUGCUGUCGUGCCCGCCUCUUUCUCAUCAGCCUAAUUCUGCCUAAAAAUUGAUCGAAUCGCACGUGAAGAGAAUCUGAAUCAAUCCAGCUGUCGUCGCGUCGCAAGGACCGUUCGUAUAUCGAGAUAUGCGAUUGGAUAAAAAAUGCCAGUUUCGAUUAUUAUUGUCAAUUUCGCUACGGUUUCUCCGAUUGGAGAGGUUGAUAAGCGUGAAGAAAUCAAUACGAGAGAAAAUGCCGUUUUGAUUUUUAGCCUAAUCUUCUUCCGGCCUAGUCAAACCAGAUAAACAAUGAUUGGGGCACUUAAUCACGUCGCUUCCAUGGAUACUUUAUAUUUGAAUUAUCAAAUUUUUUCUCUUUCCUGUCUCAAAAUAUCCGGAUAUUUGAACUAUACAACGAAUCCGACUUCACUUCCUAUAUUUUUCAAGAAUCGAAAUUCUAUCGGCUUUAAUCAGUGAGUUUUUAAAUUAUUUAUGUGGCUAUAUAUACACUUACAAAAGCCUUAAAGAAAAACGUGGAAUCUUUUUAUAAUUCUGUUUUCUACAUUUUUUUCUAUAGUUCUCCUUUUCUUCUUUGAACUUUCCUCAAUGAUAAAUGAAUAUCGAAUAAAAUUUCCGACUUUGAUUCGACUCGAAUGGAUUUGAAAUGAAUAUUUAAUACUCAAAAGUAUCGAAUAUUCUGUGUAUGUUGCAUAACUCUAAUAUCAAUCGACCUGCGCAUGAGAUAGACGACAUACAAUUGAAAUUAAUGAUAGUAUGUUAUUAGGACAAAUCGAGAGAACAAAUAUCUUCAUUAAUUUUUUUCUCUGCGAUAAAAUUCAAGUGAGACUAUUUCUGAGAAUUAAAAAAAUAUAGUAUAUUGAAAAAUUUAUUUUUUCAAAAAAAAAAAUAUACAAAGAUUU